Fragaria vesca subsp. vesca is the source of this 1391-nucleotide messenger RNA. Its product is annotated as collagen alpha-2(IV) chain-like. The coding region runs from base 24 to 1217 and encodes 397 amino acids. NCBI's taxonomy places the organism in Eukaryota, Viridiplantae, Streptophyta, Magnoliopsida, Rosales, Rosaceae. The transcript has 2 exons. The record is from RefSeq and is a predicted model, not a curated record.
ACACUUAAAAGCAGUAGAGUAUAAUGUCUUGGUUUCUAACCAUAUUCCUUCUCAGUACUCUAGCAUUUGCUACUCCUUCAGUUGCUAACCAUGAGGAGCUGCCUCAGUCUGGUGUUGUAGUAGGCAAAGUAUACUGUGAUACUUGCUUCCAAGACGGGUUCGUGAAAACAAGCCACUUCAUUUCUGGGGCGUCUGUUGGUGUGGAGUGCAAAGAUGGCAGUUCAUCAAAACCUAGUUUUCAAGCACAAGCGAAAACAGAUAACCAAGGAGUGUUCAAAGUUCCCUUGCCUUUCUCAGUCAGCAAACAUGUGAAGGGAAUUGAAGGGUGUUCUGUGAAGCUAAUCAGCAGCAGUGAACCUCAUUGUGCUGUAGCCUCAACAGCAGCUUCAUCUUCGCUUCCCCUCAAGUCCAGGAAGCAAGGGACACACAUUUUCUCAGCUGGGUUAUUCGCCUUCAAGCCCAAGCAAGGCAACCUAUGUAACCAAAAACUAAGCACCAACAAGCUGUCAGUUCCCUCAUCAUCGGUUCAAGAACAAAAGUUACUAGGACUCCCAGGUCUUCCGGGACUACCAGGUCUACCUGGACUUCCGGGUCUUCCGGGUCUUCCGGGACUCCCAGGGCUUCCCGGAAUCGGUGCCCACCCUGAGAAAAUGGAAACCAAAACUACUACGUCUAAGGUAGAGAGGCACCUGAUUGCCCUAGUCCCAGGUCAAAAAGCAAGCACAAAAUCGGUUGAAGAACAAAAGUUACUAGGACUCCCAGGUCUUCCGGGACUCCCAGGCCUUCCUGGACUCCCAGGUCUUCCUGGACUUCCAGGAAUCGGAGCCCACCCAGAGAAAGAGGAAGCCAAAACUCCUGCUUCUAAGGUAGAGAGGCACCUAAUUGCCGGACUCCCAGAUCUUCCGGGACUCCCAGGCCUUCCCGGACUCCCAGGUCUUCCUGGACUUCCAGGAAUCGGGGCCCACCAAGAGAAAAUACCAGAGUCCAAUUCUGAAACCAAAACUUCAAAGGUAGAGAGACACCUGCUUGUCCCAGGUCUUCCAGGACUCCCGGGACUUCCGGGACUUCCAGGGCUUCCGGGUCUCCCAGGGCUUCCGGGACUUCCGGGUCUCCCAGGGCUUCCGGGACUCCCCGGACUCCCAGGUCUUCCAGGAAUAGGAGCACAAACAGAAAAAGUUACAGAAAAGACUGAUGAUGUAGCCUCUUCUUCUCCUUGAUAUGUAUCUCAAGUAAUAUCGUAGUUUUUCUCUUUUUUUUGUUGUUUGCCAAAGCUUCUACGUUACCAUAUAUGUUGGCACUAAGCUAUUUAGGUUUUAUAAGUUUGUACUUUGUAAGGACUAAGCCACGAGCAUAAUAAUUAACAAUAAUAAAUAAUUGUAUUUGGGAAUAAA